Messenger RNA from Nothobranchius furzeri (turquoise killifish), 4397 nucleotides. RefSeq names its product E3 ubiquitin-protein ligase TRIM45-like. Gene Ontology annotation, molecular function: zinc ion binding; ubiquitin protein ligase activity; protein binding. Gene Ontology annotation, cellular component: nucleoplasm. The record is from RefSeq and is a predicted model, not a curated record. Lineage: Eukaryota; Metazoa; Chordata; Actinopteri; Cyprinodontiformes; Nothobranchiidae.
AAACCUGCUCUCUGCAUCGUGUCCAGACGUCAGAAGCGAACAGCGUCUCACUCUGUUCAGGCGGUGGAGGACCUGAAGGCUCGUGGACGUCUUGGUCGUCCCAUCGUCUGCUCUCUUCACCCCGGCCAGGAGCUCAGGCUCUUCUGUCAGCUCUGCGACCUACCCGUAUGUCUGGACUGCGCUUCCACGCUGCACAGAGACCACCACUGCUGUCCUACGCACGACGUCAUCGACCAUCACGGUGACCGUAUUCGAGAUCUGGUCAGCACGCGUCUACGACCCCGACUGGAGCAGAUGGAGGAAGUUCUACAGAAGGUGGAAACUUCCCAGGAGAAUUUGAAGGUACGGGUCGAGGCAACAGCCAGUGAGAUCAGAGCCUUUGCUCGAGGCUACGCCAGCGCUGUGGAGGCCCAUUGUCUGUCUCUGCUGCGGCGCCUAGAGGAGCUUCAGGUCCAGCGCAGAAACGUCCUCCACCUGCAGAGCGUGCAGCUGCAGCAGGGCCUGCUGGAUGUCCGAGGCAGUGUGGCGUUUGCCGAGCGCCUCCUGAGCUGUGGGUCUGACGCCGAGAUCCUCAGCGCUAAAGGAGUGACUCUAAGACGACUCGCCAGCCUGGCAGAGAGAGGCUAUAACCCUUGUCCAGCGGCGGUCGCCCCAGACGAUAGCAGCAGCAUUUGCUUCCUGCCCAGAGAGCCAGCCGGAGAGGUGGAGGGCUACCCAGUGGUGGGUGUGAUUAACUGGAGGACGCUGGAUGUCAGCAGGUGCACCAUUGAAGGAGAAGGUCUGCGGCGGGGCAGCGAGGGCCAGCCGGGCCGUUUUAGCCUGGUGUGUCGAGACUCAGCCGGGGAGCAGAUGGCUCGAGGAGGAGAGCAGGUCCUCGUCAGCAUCGUCCACAAAGAGAAGAAGAACUGCGCUGUGGAGACGGUGGUGGUGGACAACGCUGAUGGAACGUACAGCGUUUCAUACAAGCCUGAGGAACCAGGACCUUACUCUGUGUGGGUUUGUGUCAAAGCCCAGCAUGUGAAGGGUUCUCCGUUCCUGCUGAAUGUGAAGAAGAAGUUCAGACACCACGGUGGGACGUUCCACUGCUGCUCCUUCUGCUCCAGUGGAGGAGCCAAAGAGGCAAUCUGUGGCUGCGCAGGAACGAUGUCAGGAGGGUUUAAAGGCUGUGGUCACGGUCAUAAGGGACAUCCCGGGAAGCCCCACUGGUCCUGCUGCGGCAGCACCACUGAGAAGUCUGAGUGUUUACCUCCGAGCGUGUUGGCUGCUGUCUCUCCUCGUGGACAUCUGCGCACCGUGGAGCUGUGAGGGACCCAGAGAUGAGAACACAGAUCCAUCUAUAUUCUUGUCGUUGUUAUAAACAACAUUACAAUGGAACAAAUGCAGAGCUCUCAGUCAAAAACGGUCUGUUCUCUGGUGUUCACAUGUCUGUGGACAAUUAUUUCACCUAAAUGAAAAUGUGAAAUCAUUCUUUACUUGUUUCCAUCAUAUAGAGGAUUUUUUAAUAAAUGACAUCUAAAAAAAAACACUAUUAAAUACAGCCAUGAUGUGUUGAGCUCCACUGUAUCCCCUCUGUGGGCAGAUCAUGGCUCAGAAGAACAACACAUCUCCUGGUAGACCAUGCUGACUAACACUAACCCAGCUGAAUGUUGCCGACCACAGUCUCCUCCAGUAACUGUAACAGCCCAAACCACUACACCACCUCCACCUUGGGUCUAAUCCUAACCCUGGCUCUAACGAGGUUACCCUAACCCAAACCACUACACCACCUCCACCUUGGGUCUAAUCCUAACCCUGGCCCUAACAGGGUUACCCUAACCGAAACCACUACAACACCUCCACCUUGCUUUUGUUGUGGCUCUAAUCCUAAAGGUUGGUUUAUGCUUGACGCGUCCGUGAGGUCCGCACGGCUCCGCGCGGAAAAGUUGCGUCAUUUUAACAACCACGCCCCUCCACCGCACCUCCGCACGGCCCAAAAUUUCCGCAGCGCGCACCUAGGAAAUUUUCUAACCACGCGGACGGUCGGACGCGGAAAAGCAUGGCGGACCGGCAAGAACUAGUAUGGCAGAGGUUCAUAAAUACAGACAUUUGUGUGAUUCAGCUCUCAGAGAUCACCGCGAUCAACAUGUUGUUAAUAAUUCUUGGAGAGAAAUAGCUCGCACUGUCAGAAAAGACAAGGACCCUGUUAAAAAUGCUGGAAUGCCAUGUUGUAAACAACAGUAAUUUUUACUUCUACUAUGGUGUAGUGUUGGAUGCAUGUCGUAGAGCUCCAUGCUGCCCCCUACAGUUUGGGAGAAUAUCGGCUCACCGCAGAGACAAGCCGCUUGAACCAUAAACGCUGCAAGUUGUGAAGCGCGUUCCAUCCGCGAGCCGCAUCACCAAGCGGAAAGUAAAUGCGUCAACCAUAAACCAAGCUUAACCCUGGCUCAAACAGGGUUACCCUAACCCAAACCACUACACCACCUCCACCUUGCUAGUGUCUUGCCUCUAACAGGGUUUCUACACCAAAGAGGUUCCUGUGCUUGUCCUUAAAAAAUAGUCUUGUGACCCAUAAUAUCUGUCAGACAGAUUAGACAUACACGACUAUUGUAAGAAAACCACCCAUUUGUAGCUUUUCCCUCCCCCGCCCCCAAAUUCCAGGAUUUUAGGUAAGAACAUAUACAAUUCUUGAAAGCAGAAAAACUGAAUUUAUUGGAGGAAAGAAGCUCUGAGUGUCUCUAAAUGAGCUGCUGAUCUGAGUAAAAGUGAAACCAACUCAGAGAUUUUAGACUUGGAGCUCAUGUUUUCCUCAGCUGUUCUCUUGGAACCAGCAGAUGGUGCUGGGAGAACAGCCAGAGCUCUUGGUAAUGGGAACACGAAGAACUGGUUCACUACUGGAACUGGAAAAAGUGGACCAUCCAUCCAUUCCCAGUUGCUUAACCUUUUUUUCCUUUCAGGUUUUUAUGCCAUUAAUUUGUGUUUUUUCAAGUAGUGCAGAAUCACAAAGGUGGAUCUGCACCAGAGUCAGCCCCGCCCAUUCACGCAAACUCAGCCCAGCCCACUGACUUCUUCUGUUUGUUUUUUUUUUUUGUUUGUUUUGUUUUUUUUACUUUAUUGCAAACUAACCUGACCUACAUGAACUACGGCUGUUACUAGUUUACAGUUGUUAAUACUAAAUUCCAAUUAAGCAAGAUAAGUAUAAUUUGCUACAUGAAAUGAAAGGUUCUUUUCAGCAAAUUUCUGCCCACGGCCGCUCCGACAAAAUGCGCCUAAACCAGGGUUUUAGGCUAACCGAUUAUUGUAUGAGCUCUGGUAGUCCAGUGGUGUAACGGUCUGACUUAUGCUUCGUUUUGCCCUCUGCUGACGCUGGUUUGACUCUCACUGGGGUCGGCAGUAAUGUAUUUAGCCAACUGAAACAGAUUUAAUUUAUUAAUAUUUUAGUUUUAUUGAUUAUUUUCUACAAAAUAUUUUAUGUCUCUAAAAAGGUAUUUGAAUUUGGUUGUUUCUAAGCAGCAUUUUAGUUUAAACUCUGGACCCACACUGGCUAAAUAAACAAAGAAGGUAAAAACAAACUGAUUAGUUGUUAUAUUUUAAACCGUUUACCAAUAAAGGGUUGAAAACACAAUAUUGGCAAGAGUAGCUAGGAAAAAAAAAGUUGAUGCCACGACCGGGAGGAGAACCUGCACAAAACUACACACCAGUCUGACACCAUAGUCACCCCACCACUACAUCUGUUACAGUAUGGUUGGUGCCACGUAUCCUAUCUAGUGUGUCUUUGUAGACGGAUGGAUGGUUUUUCUGGCGGUGUCCCAGUAGAAGUCAUUUCAGAAGUCAUUUUUCAGAAAAUCCACAGAAUAUCCAGAUCUGAGAACCAAGACCAGACCUGCUUCAGGGGGAGAAGAAAUGCACAGUAGUGGCUUACUUUCUUCCAUUUGCAGGAAAAAUCUUUACAUUCAAUUCAGUUCAGAAAUACUUUAUUAAUCCCAGAGGGAAAUUGAUUGCUGUAGUAGCUCUGAAUAAUAAUAAUAAUCAAGUCAUCCAAGAGUUAUUGUAUAUUACAAUGGCUGUUGGCAGGAAGGAUCUCCAGUAGCGGUCAGUGUUGCAGCCAAACUGAAGAAGCCUCUGACUGAAGGCACUCUUCCGUUGUCGGACAGUCUUGUGAAGAGAAUGCUCAGGCUGAUUUAAAUCAGAAUAAAAUACAAACUUUAGGCUUCAGUUAAGCUGCGUGUUUGCGUGUAUCUGAUGUCGGCAACAGCCGGGAAACGUUUGUGUUUUCUGAAAAUAAAAUGUUGCUUUUAUGUGAGAUCAGCUGAUGCUGUUUUAACCUCCAACCCUCUCCAAAGCUGCUCUGACUUCUCCAGAGGUUUUGACCCACCCACCCACUCCUUGUUGCAACAUGAAAAAUAAAGUUUUCACUCUCA